UCGACCUCCGCUCCCCACCGGGCCGCGGGGUCCGGGCCGCGCCCCGACGCCGGCCAUGGACCGGGAGACGCGCACCUUGGCCGAGCGGCACUUCCGGAGCCUCGAGGGCCGCGUCCUCGGCGGCGGCGCGGCGCCGGCCCGCGCGGCCUUCAUCGCGGCGCCCGCCGCCUUCUCCUACGCCGACUUCGUGAGGGGCUUCCUGCUGCCCAACCUGCCCUGCGUCUUCUCCAGCGCCUUCACCGAGGGCUGGGGCAGCCGGCGGCGGUGGGUGACGCCGGCGGGGAUGCCCGACUUCCAGUACCUGCUGGACAAGUUCGGAGACGUGAUUGUACCUGUUGCCAACUGUGGGGUCCAGGAAUACAACUCAAACCCCAAGGAGCACAUGUCCUUCCGAGACUACAUCAGCUACUGGAAGGAGUACAUCCAGGGGGGCUACAGUUCCCCUCGGGGCUGCCUCUACCUCAAGGACUGGCACCUGUGCAGGGAGUCUACAGUGGAGGACUUGGAGGAUGUGUUCACUCUUCCCGUGUACUUCUCAUCUGACUGGCUGAAUGAGUUCUGGGAUGCUCUGGAUGUAGAUGACUACCGAUUUGUCUACGCAGGGCCCAAGGGCAGCUGGUCGCCCUUCCACGCGGACAUAUUCCGCUCCUACAGCUGGUCAGUCAACAUCUGUGGGAGGAAGAAGUGGUUGUUAUUCCCACCUGGGCAGGAAGAGGCCCUGCGUGACUGCCAUGGCAGCCUGCCCUAUGACGUGACCGCCCCUGUGCUCCUGGAUGCCCGCCUGUACCCCCGGUUCCAGCACAGCAGCCCGCCCCUGGAAGUCCUGCAGGAGGCUGGAGAGAUGGUGUUUGUACCCAGUGGGUGGCACCACCAAGUGUACAACCUGGAUGACACCAUCUCUAUCAACCACAACUGGGUCAAUGGAUACAACCUGGCCAACAUGUGGCACUUCCUACAGCAGGAGCUCCAGGCUGUACAGAGGGAGAUAAGCGAGUGGAAGGACUCCAUGCCCGACUGGCACCACCACUGUCAGGUCAUUAUGAAAUCCUGCUCCGGGAUCAACUUUGAAGAGUUUUACCACUUUCUGAAGAUCAUUGCUGAAAAGAGGCUCCUUGUCCUAGGGCAGGGGCCAGAGGAGGUUUUCAAGGACAGCCCGGGCCCAGGGCUAGGCCACCAGCAGGCUGCAUUUGAUGUUAGCCGCCUUGUGGAAGUGCUGACCUCUCUGAUCACACACCCUGACUUCCAGAGAGUAGACACCAGCACAUUCUCCCUGCGGCCAGAAGAGCUGCUUGCACAGCUGAAAGACGCCAUGUCCAGUACUGCAGCCCUGUAGUGCCUGUGGGAAGUUACUGCACUAGGGAUGCCAGUGCGCAGCGGACUUCUGCCUCUGACUCCUUCACGAAUUACAGGCUGUAGCAGGGCGCCAGCGGCUCACGCCUGUCAUCCUAGCUACUCAGGAGGCUGAGAUCUGAGAAACAGGAUCAAAGCCAGCCCG
Dipodomys spectabilis (banner-tailed kangaroo rat) is the source of this 1495-nucleotide messenger RNA. It is a transcript of the gene Jmjd4, whose product is annotated as jumonji domain containing 4. Gene Ontology annotation, cellular component: nucleus; cytoplasm. The record is from RefSeq and is a predicted model, not a curated record. Gene Ontology annotation, biological process: negative regulation of gene expression; positive regulation of translational termination; protein hydroxylation. Bases 56 to 1333 code for a protein of 425 amino acids. Gene Ontology annotation, molecular function: histone H4R3 demethylase activity; sequence-specific DNA binding. The transcript is spliced from 6 exons. NCBI's taxonomy places the organism in Eukaryota, Metazoa, Chordata, Mammalia, Rodentia, Heteromyidae.